This is a messenger RNA of Electrophorus electricus (electric eel), 729 nucleotides long. RefSeq names its product complement component 1, q subcomponent-like 4b (gene c1ql4b). NCBI's taxonomy places the organism in Eukaryota, Metazoa, Chordata, Actinopteri, Gymnotiformes, Gymnotidae. The record is from RefSeq and is a predicted model, not a curated record. Gene Ontology annotation, molecular function: protein binding.
GUGGCCAUGGUGCUUGUGCUGCUAGUUGCCAUCCCACUGUUGGUCCACAGCAUCAAGCUGGGUGGAGCCGGGGGUAGUGGGACACAUUAUGAGAUGUUGGGCAGUUGCAAAAUGGUGUGUGACUCUCUUACGCCCACUAACGAUCUCACACCUGUUUCCCCGCCCCCACAAGAUGUCCCCGUACGCAGAGGGGGAGGGAAGUCAGGUUUUCGUGGUAACCCAGGGCUUCCGGGGCCCCCAGGCCCACGAGGGCCCCCUGGAGAGCCAGGGAAGCCAGGUCCUCCUGGUCCCCCAGGUCCAGGCCCAGGAGGAUAUGUUCCUUCAUUCUACAGCCCCAAAAUAGCCUUCUAUGCUGGUCUACGCAAGCAGCACGAAGGGAGUGAUAUCCUCAAGUUUGAUGAUGUCGUGACCAAUGUGGGGAACUAUUAUGAGCCCACCACAGGCAAGUUCACCUGCCCUUUACCUGGGAUCUACUACUUCACCUAUCACGUCCUCAUGAGGGGAGGGGAUGGAACCAGCAUGUGGGCGGACCUCAAGAAGAAUGGACAGGUGAGGGCAAGUGCCAUUGCACAGGAUGCAGACCAGAAUUACGACUAUGCCUCCAACAGUGUGAUCCUUCACUUAGAUGUGGGCGACGAGGUGUGUGUGCAGCUGGAUGGCGGAAAGGUCCACGGAGGAAACACCAACAAAUACAGCACAUUCAGCGGCUUCCUCAUCUAUCCUGACUAA